CCCUGCCUCCAACCCCGCACCUGUUGUCCCCGGCGGUGGCGGCGUCUUCGCUGUCCGCGCUGGUAAACCUGUCCGCCGAGGACAUGUCGGUGCAGACGCCCCGGCUGUCCCCGUUGCGGGAACUCUGGCUCCACCUGCGGCCCCUGGACCUAGACGAGUGGCCGUCCAAGUCCUGGUACUCUAAAGUGGGAGACGUCUGCAGGGCCCCGAUCUACUUCAUCAUGACAAUCACGAUACCGGUGGUGGACUACGAGAACGACAAGAACAACUGGUGCCGUCUGCUGAACAGCUGCCACUGCGUCAUCAGCCCCCUGUUCAUCGUUAUCGUCACCCACGGUAUGGAUGACCUUGUGGGGGGAUUCCCAGUGGCGCUGAUUGUGCUGGCUGCUUGUCUCGUGCUGGCCAUCUUGGUCUUCUUCACGUCCAAGUACGAGGAAGCGCCCAGAUACCACUGGGUAUUCGGCUACGUCGGUUUCUUCGUGUCAGUAGCCUGGAUCUACGUUCUGGCCAACGAAGUGGUCUCUAUGCUCAAGACAAUGGGGAUCGUGAUCGGUCUCAGCGACGCUUUCCUCGGAAUGACCGUCCUUGCGUGGGGAAACAGCAUAGGAGACUUCAUAUCUAAUCUGUCUGUGGCUCGGCAAGGCUAUCCACGUAUGGCGAUUUCGGCGUGUUACGGUGGACCCCUGCUCAAUCUCCUUCUAGGAUUUGGAAUUCCUUACACGUUAAAGCUGGCGCAAGUGGGCGGCCGGCUAAGUCUGGAGUGGAGCAGCAUGAUUGGCAUCCUCUAUGGGACCAUCUGCCACACACUGGUGUCCACCCUUGUGGUCAUGCUCAUCCUUAGAUUCAACGUCAAGAGGAUUUUCGGUGCCUACCUCAUCCUGGUAUAUGCCCUGUAUUGCCUCGUCGCCAUUCUCCUUGAAUCUAAGGUCAUCUGAGAUUGUUCACGGUGUUUGUGGUGUCACGCCUCGAACGGUGCCCUACCGAAUAAGCAGCGAUCGAGGCUGCUACAGUGCCUCGAUUGCAGUACAGACUUGCGGAGGACCAGGCCAAAUCACAGCUCACUGCUUCAGUGGUGUACAGCCAUGCCAGCCUCAAGAAGCAACUGCAACAAGUGACACAAGUGUGGUGCAAGUUUGUGGAACCAACCUGCGAUUAUGACCUGCAGGUACAACCCUACAGUACACACCUGCCAUCUGUGGUAAAAAUACAAAAAAAAAAUAGUGGUACAAAAGUUGACUAUUACCAACUCUGAAGAACAAACUUUGGAAUUUCAAUACCGGGCUGUGUUAUAAGAGUGGGAGUGCUUCGAAAACAACAUAUAGUAGUGUUGAACUCGGACGAGAUUGAGUGCUGUCCAAGUUCCAGAUGUGUCCAUUCCAGUAACAAAGGCAUUACUGGAGAGGGUUUCUUGUAUGUCCGAUUGUAGCAAUAUCAAAGACAAAAAUAUUACUGCGAUAGACAGAAAUACAAAUGCAAGACAACUAUUCCUCAGCACUUUGGUGCCACAUUGUGACAAUAAGUGCGCUACGAGGAUUGUUCAUAUGCCUCAACAUUCACAGACAGGAUAGUUUGAAUGUCAAAAGAAUGGUGAUUGGGCAUUUAUAUUUCUUUUGACUGCGAUAAUACAUGCAUUCAUAGUUCUUGCAGGAGCCCUUGUGGAGCAACAUGCUUCAAAGCCCCUGCACAACAUACCAACUUUCUGUGUGCAUGUCAGUAGUGUGAAUUGUUUGAAGUUUUCCAGUCGGUCAUCAUGAGACAAUGGCACUGCUUGAAAUGGUGCAGAUGACCUCGUAGUAAUGUUUGUGUUCAUACAGCUAGUGCAAUCACAGCCAGUGAAGGCCCUGGGUUUGAGGGCAGUACUGGGGAAUUCCUGUGGAUCUGCCUACAGAAGUAUGGAGGGAUACAGAGCUUUGGUAGACGUCAUGGUAGUGCAUAAAUAUCUGCAUUCUACUAUGUGGACGCUGCAGCCUGCACCUCUCAGUGCAUUGCCACUGAAAGGCUUUUUUUCCUCAGGUUUGCUGGGAUGUUUGGUAUGGAUGUAGGUGAGCAUAAUCUUAGUGCUCACUCGAUAAGCGGUGAAGUGGAAGCAAUAAGAUUUUAGUAUGAUGUUUGGUAUGGAUGUAGGUCAGCAUAGUCUUAAUGCUCACUGGAUAAGUGGUAAAGUGGAAGCAAUAAGAUUUUAGUAUAGGUGGACACAAUAGGACGCAUGCAUCAAAUUUUAAAUGACCUCAAACAUCUGCAUGACCUUUCUGGCUAAUCAGACACAGCAUCUGCAACGCAUGUUUAACUCAUCUUUCAGAUUGUGUAAAGCACAUCACACUUCACUGGAGCAUGUGCAUGCUUUUCUAUGCCAUCAAAAAUAGGCAUCUGGUGUAUUCUGCAAAACACUUUGCAUGCUCAAUGGUGUUAGGCAGAUACAGGAGAGCCCAAAUGACGGUACGAAUUUUGCCGCUGGUACCCUGAAGAAGGUGCAUCAAUACAAAGCCAAAGAUAAACAAAGCUGGCAUAAAACACUCUCUGGUUAAGUCUGUCCCAAGCUGUAAAGAGGCAGAUUUCUUUUUUUUUUUUU
Ixodes scapularis (black-legged tick) is the source of this 2569-nucleotide messenger RNA. Its product is annotated as mitochondrial sodium/calcium exchanger protein-like. Gene Ontology annotation, biological process: monoatomic cation transport; transmembrane transport; intracellular calcium ion homeostasis. The record is from RefSeq and is a predicted model, not a curated record. The coding region runs from base 84 to 935 and encodes 283 amino acids. NCBI's taxonomy places the organism in Eukaryota, Metazoa, Arthropoda, Arachnida, Ixodida, Ixodidae. Gene Ontology annotation, molecular function: calcium:sodium antiporter activity. Gene Ontology annotation, cellular component: membrane. The transcript has 7 exons.